Molecule: messenger RNA, 1092 nt
Organism: Ectocarpus sp. CCAP 1310/34
Lineage: Eukaryota; Phaeophyceae; Ectocarpales; Ectocarpaceae
Source: the annotation of a GenBank genome assembly
ACUCAAACGAUCCUACAUUGAGGCACAAAGUCGGCCGAAGAUUGCGGCAUGUGGGUGGUCGAGUGCCGUACUCGGCUACGAUUCACAGGUGGCUACGCCUGGUGCACAGAUGACCGGACCGCCUUGGAGUGGGCUGGCGGUGCGAGUGCCACGAAAGGCCCCACGGAGUCUGGCGUGAAUUCCGCCGGGGCGGCGGCCGACGACAGGAACAAUUCCAGCACCACGAUAAAUCUUUGCCACUCAGCACAAGGCGACGCCGACGACGACGGGGGGGGCCAAGAACUUCGAAGUGAGGAGGGCACGGGCGCCGGUGCGCCGUGGGAACUCGUGUAUCGGGGCAGGCGCUCGGAGUGCGUAGUUGGAUCCCUCUCGCUAGGCUCGAGCUACGCGUUCCGCUGCGCGAGAGAGAAUGCAGACGGGCAGGUUGGCCCUUGGUCGACCGAUCUCCGGUGCACCGUUCCCGGGUCUACUGAGAACUUCGACCGCAGAAGCAGCGGCGGCAACCGGAAAAGUAACACCAGCGACAACCGUAUGACCUCAAGAGCCGACCCACACGUCGCCGGGGACGCAACACGACUCCUGAAUGGUAUCGGCAGCUCCGACGCAAUCGCAGGGAACCAGCCACGCCCUAUGCCUGAAAGCAAGGCCACGGAAUUUCAGCCGCGGUUCAACCUCCUCGUGCCGGCUUUGGUCGACGUGUUCGCCCGCCUUGCCGAGGACGGCAGUCGCUGGAUUGGCAGCACGCACUCGACGCCCCUACGGCAACCACCGCCCCGGGCGGUGGCAAGCAGUAGGACAGCAGCAACUUCGGCCGCUACUCCUGCCGCCACCGCAGACUCGACGUCGACACAAACUGCCCACGACCGCGAACAUCAACAUUGGGCGUCUUCCAAGGGAAGUGGGUCGGCACAACAGGGGGAGACGGCGAAGAUGGUGUGGGACGAGCACUGGGAUUCCGAACGCCGUAUCCCUUUUUUUUGUCUCCGCGGGCGUGACCUGUCGGUAUGGCAGAUUCCGGCCCUCUAACACACCACCCGUCGUACAAAUGAUGAUGAAAUGUUGUAACCCACUCCGGCCGUCGUACGGGGUACG